Schistocerca gregaria is the source of this 1745-nucleotide messenger RNA. It is a transcript of the gene Tasp1, whose product is annotated as threonine aspartase 1. The record is from RefSeq and is a predicted model, not a curated record. The transcript has 9 exons. Gene Ontology annotation, molecular function: threonine-type endopeptidase activity. Bases 374 to 1447 code for a protein of 357 amino acids. Lineage: Eukaryota; Metazoa; Arthropoda; Insecta; Orthoptera; Acrididae. Gene Ontology annotation, biological process: protein maturation.
CUCAGCGUCAAUCGUAAUUAGAUUGAAAUAUUUUGUACUAAGUUAGUUUCGCCGAAACGCAAGUCACUGUAAAAUAAGUAAUUUUGUUAGCGUAAUGCAGGCGUGCUUGUGCCACAACUCCCAAAUGUGUAUGAAGUCGGCUGUGCUCAUAUGGACAAGCAUAUGCAACAGUCUUGUCAUCGUUUUCUUAUUACAACAUCAGCUGUUUUCAGUGACCUUGAGAACAAUACAAUUUGUCACUUGUUUUGGGUGCAGCCAGUCACUAGACAGUGAUUUGUUUCGCAGCAAUGUUUAUGUUUUCGUAAAGCGUUUUGAAGUGGUGGCGGAGAUAUCGUAAAGUGUGUUGGAGUUAGUGCUUCGUUCGUGGGUGACAAUGCCAGGGUUUAUUGGCGUUCAUCUAGGUGCUGGUGACCAUGCAGAAAGCUUAGUUAAAGAGUAUACGAAAUUGAGCAACAAAGCAUGUAAGAAGGCAGUUCUGAUGCUGGAGAGUGGAGCAAGUGCUGUCAAUGCUUGCACAGAAGCUAUUAUGAUUCUAGAAGACUCACCUCUUACAAAUGCCGGUCUUGGAUCGAACUGCACGUGGGAUGGUGAUGUCGAAUGUGAUGCUAGUGUGAUGGAUGGACAUUCAUUACAACAAGGAGCUGUUGGUGCUGUCAGUGGUGUAAAAAACCCUGUCUGUCUUGCACGCAACCUGUGUAUGGAACGUAGUGAACGUUUGUCAAUGGGGCUUAUCCCACCAAGUAUGCUCGUUGGAGAUAGUGCCCGUGCCCAUGCUGCAAAAGUGGGUGUUGAGCUUGUGCCUCCAGAAGCUCUUGUCACAGCGGAACAACAGAGAAGGUAUAAUAAAUACAAGAGAAGAGUAACAAUUGCUCCAGAAGAUCAGAUGGAGGAUACUGGAGCUGAAUGGGAACCUGCACGUUUAGAUACUGUUGGAGCAGUGUGUGUAGAUUUUCAAGGGCAUGUUGCUGCAGCGUGUUCAAGUGGAGGUAUCAUGCUCAAAAGCAAGGGUCGGGUUGGACAGGCAGGUAUCCCUGGAUUUGGUUGUUGGGCUCAGGAUGCAAGAGGUGAUAUUGAUGCUGUAGCAGUGUCAUCAUCUGGUUGCGGAGAACAGUUAAUACGUACUUUCCUUGUUAAAGAGACAGCUACAAUGUUGGAGGAAAGCAUUUGUGCAGUUAGAGGCCUAAAGGAUGCAUUGAAACUGAAAUAUUUAGAGUCUCCUUUGAGCCUCAAAGAGGAGGAGAAACUUGCUGGCCUGAUAGUACUAAAAUAUAAUCCCUUGAAAGACAUUGGAGAAUUUAUUUGGGGACAUACAACAAAGACAAUGUGUGUUGGUCUCAUGAGUACGGCAUACAGCCAUCCUAUGAGCCGUGUUUCAUUCAACACAAAGCCUGGAGAAAUAGCAAAAGUUGAAGGGACUGCAUUCAAAUGUCGUGGGAAGUUUAAUUGAUGAUUGAAGUUUUACUUCACAUCAUCUUCUACAGUUCAAGUUCUGUUGUAUCAGAGAACUAGAUAUUGGUUUAUGGAGUGAUUACUGAUGUGAUCUGUCCAGUAACUGAACAUGUUUUGUAAUGUGAUCUCAUUGGAACAUGAUGGAUGUUGUGCUGUUUUGUUAUCAGUUGCACUUAACCUAAGGAGGAUGUCUACUUGAAAUUGAGAUUUCCAAACUAACAAUAUGCAUCUCACCUUAAAAUAAAUUCAGCUGUAAUAUUUUAACAAGAAGCAAAGUGCAACUGUGAUAGAACCCA